This is a messenger RNA of Sporothrix brasiliensis 5110, 1758 nucleotides long. Its product is annotated as RNA-binding protein. Gene Ontology annotation, molecular function: mRNA binding. Bases 1 to 1758 code for a protein of 585 amino acids. The transcript has a single exon. NCBI's taxonomy places the organism in Eukaryota, Fungi, Ascomycota, Sordariomycetes, Ophiostomatales, Ophiostomataceae. The record is from RefSeq and is a predicted model, not a curated record.
AUGUCGUCCGGUUUCCUCUCGAAUCCGCAGCCUAUUCGGCCUCCAGGUGCCAAUGGCGGCGCGUUUCCGCUGCCCAUCGGCACUGCGCCCUCGACAAACGGCUUCAAUAGAGACCCCCUUUCAACCACUAGCAAUUCGGUAACGGCCUUGUCGUCUGCGACCGCCUCCCCGAAGCCUUCGGUACUUAUCCGCCGCCUGUCCCUAGAUACCACGGUUGACAUCAUUCGCGCAAUGCUUUCUUUCUCAAACGACUACACCGGCAUUGAACUCCUGUCACCCGAUGGCUCCGAAGACCCAAGCCACCGCUCUGCGAUCGUUUCGUUCUCUUCUCCGGACGGCGCGCUCGAGGCGCAGAAGAAUCUGGAUGGCAGAAACAACCUGAACCAGGACUCAAAGAUGAUUGUCGAAAUCAUAAAUGGAGGCUUGCGCCGGCCCACCGUCGACAUGGCCUCCAACGCAACACCUGGUUCAUCGGUGUCUUCGUCCAGGGGUUCGGUGCGCAUGCCUUUCCAGCCUUACGACAGCAUGGGCACGUCGUCCGCCGGCGGGUUUUUCGGAGCUGGUGCUAGUGCAAGCCUGGCCGCCGCAUCAGAUUUGGCCAAUUCAGAACCUAUUGGCCCUACGAAUCAGUUCCAAGCCUUUUCGACCCAGUCGCCGAUUGGAGUUCACCGUAGCCGCCCAGCGAACAAGGAACUACUGGAGGAUGAUGUUGUGUAUCCCAGCGACACUCGGAAUAUGCCUAUGGCAUACGAUAGUAUCUCUAACCUGACCGCCGCUAUCAGAGAUGCCCGCUCGACCAGUUCCAACCCAGCCGCCAUGCCACCGCCAAACCAACCCUCUCAAGCCUCGAUCGCCCAGCGCCUUGCCAGCCUCAGUUUAAAUACUGCGGAUGUCUUCAACGAUGGUGUGAACGGCCACGUGAACAGUCCUAUGAACGGCUCCAGAAGUGCCUCCAUGAGUGGUGCCACAGGUAAUACCAUGAGCAAUUCCAUGAGCAAUUCCAUGAGCAAUUCGAUCAACGGCUCGGCAUACGGCUCGUACGCCACUACACCGCUGUCGGCACAUUCCAUGGGCAUGCCAUCCAUGGAGCUCAACAGCAUGCUACCACACUUUGGAAAUACAACGGGCGGACCGGGUGGAUACCGCGCCAAAUUGCCACCCAUCAACCUCGCCGACCAGAAUCCCCCUUGCAACACACUUUACGUUGGCAACCUUCCCGCAGGUGCUGCAGAAGAAGAGCUCAAGGCCAUGUUUUCCAGGCAGCGUGGUUACAAGAGAAUGUGCUUCCGCAACAAGCCGAAUGGCCCCAUGUGUUUUGUCGAGUUUGAAAACAUCACGACAGCGACUAAAGCGUUGUUGGACCUAUAUGGCCGGCCCUUGCACAACAGCGUCAAGGGCGGUAUUCGUCUGAGCUUUUCAAAGAACCCUCUGGGGGUUAGAAGUCAGCCGAACCCGAAUCCCCUGACACAGCGCAACAAUGUUUCCCACAUGACCAGCCCCAAUGCGUUUGGCCCGUCUCCGACAGUGGUCUCCCCUCCUCCUGGUCUUUCCAGUAUCCACACAAACCACGGAACCGGCCUGGGUCUUUCGCACCCUGGAAGCCAGCAGCACAACUACUUUGCUGACCAUCCUGCCAGCAAUGCGUGGGCGAACACACCGCAACAUCAGGCUUCUUUCAAUGGGAACCAUAAUGGUUUGCACUCGUGGUCAACGAGCCCGUAUGCAGCUGCUGCACAGUCUUCCAUGAUGGGCAAUUAG